AUGGGCUCAACUCACUCUCUUAUAGCUGAAUUCAAAUCAAGUAUGAAGAUUAUGUUUGAAAUGCCAGACUUAGGUUUGUUACAUUAUUUCCUUGGGCUUGAAGUGAAGCAAGGAGAAGAUGAAGUUUUUAUUUCACAAAGGAAAUAUGCAAUAGACCUGCUCAAAAAAUUUAAUAUGGUGAAUUGCAAGGCUGUAGCCACACCAAUGAAUGUGAAUGAAAAAUUGCAAUUUGAAGAUGGUACUGAAAAAGCAAUUGCAAGAAGUUUUAGAAGUUUAGUUGGAGCAAAAAGGAUCUUACGUUAUGUUGCUAGAACAUUGGAUUAUGGAAUUUGGUAUACUCAUGUUUCAAAUUUUAGACUAUUUGGUUUUACUGAUAACGAUUGGGCAGGUUCUUUGGAUGAGAGAAUGAGCACUUCAGGCAAUAUUUUCAGUCUUGGAUCAG
Molecule: messenger RNA, 442 nt
Organism: Olea europaea var. sylvestris
Lineage: Eukaryota; Viridiplantae; Streptophyta; Magnoliopsida; Lamiales; Oleaceae
Exons: 2
Source: RefSeq, a predicted model, not a curated record